Suhomyces tanzawaensis NRRL Y-17324 is the source of this 5049-nucleotide messenger RNA. RefSeq names its product putative ubiquitin-protein ligase. Gene Ontology annotation, biological process: proteasome-mediated ubiquitin-dependent protein catabolic process; protein polyubiquitination. The record is from RefSeq and is a predicted model, not a curated record. Bases 1 to 5049 code for a protein of 1682 amino acids. Gene Ontology annotation, cellular component: nuclear speck. The transcript is spliced from 2 exons. Lineage: Eukaryota; Fungi; Ascomycota; Pichiomycetes; Serinales; Debaryomycetaceae. Gene Ontology annotation, molecular function: ubiquitin protein ligase activity.
AUGUACGAUAUUGAUGAAAGGGAGUCAAAUGUUAACUACGAUCGUACCCUAGAGGACAAGCAUAACAAUAACCAGGGUAAAGAGCGAGAGGAAGCUCAGGACAAUGUGGAUGACCAAUACGAUGAAGAGGAGGAUACGCUUCUUCGAUUAUCGGGACUUGCACAUAGAAGGAGAUCGUCUGCGUUCAAUCCAUACGAUGAUGACGAAUAUGAAGAUGAAGACGAAGAAGAGGAGCGGGGGUUCGUGUCUGAGAUUCAUGAACCCAAUAAUGGAGUGGAUGUCGACGAAGAAGAAGACGACGAUGAGGAUUUCAAUGAAGAGGGAAAUCUAGACUUUUUGAGAAGAUUCGUUAACCCUAGGAGGAAUGAUGAAGAAGAUGAAUACAAUAAUGCUAACGAUAUUGACGAUGGCGAUGACCAGGAGGAUGAUGAUGACUCAGUUGAUGGAGAUCCUCGUGCAGAAUUUUUAAGAGCAAUUGGCGUGCUUUCUUCAGCUGGAAGAGGUGGCGCUGCUUCCGGCCAAGGAAACUUUAGGGUACAAGGUUUUGACGACGUUGUUCAGCGAUUAAUGGGCAGCGGCGUGAUCUUUGGGGCAGGAUUUGGAUCUGGAGUUGAUAACACUAAUAAUGAGAUGCAAGGCUUAAUCAAUAACUUAAAUCAAAGAGAAGACACUUAUAUUAUUCUUGAAACUCUUAAUGAAUUGUCUGAAAGGCUACUCAUGAUGAACGGGAUUACUGCUGAAAGGUUUAUCCCUGCAAACAAACUUGCCAAAAGUUUAAUUGAUAUAAUGGAAGAUCCUCAAUUAGCUGAAGAGUUAGAACUACACCUUGUGGCUUGUCGAUGUUUGUAUAACUUCUUGGAAGUCAAUCAAGACUUCAUUCAUGAAGCCCUUAACAAUAAUGCUAUAGUGGCCCUAUGCAAUAAGCUCUUAGAAAUCACAUACAUCGAUUUGACUGAACAGGCGCUUCAAACUUUGGAGAUGAUUUCUAGGGAUCCAAUAUCACAUAACCAGAUUAUUGCCAGUAAUGGGCUCAAGGCUUGUUUGCAAUACUUGGAUUUUUUGACUAUUCAUGCACAGAGAAAAUGCUUGACGAUAGUCUCUAAUUCCUGUACCAAUGUUUUAACUUUAAAUUUCAAGAUGGUUCAAGAUGUUUUUGAAAAUAUUGAAAGUGUUGUCACAAGCCAUUCUGACCAUUUAGUUGUCGAGAAUGCUUGGUUGGCCAUUUCGAGGAUAAUCAUUAGUUUUAAAUUGAAGCCUGAGCUCUUGGAUCAAUUAUUUGAGAACAAAAUAUCCCUUCUUAAAGAACUUACUCAAGUAAUCUACAGAAGUUGCAAUAAGUCACAAAACUUGUCCACGGAUAGCGAACUGUCCAAGAUUGCACUCAAUUAUAGCUCUCUUUUAAGUUUGUUAAAAUCCUUAGUCGUUUUGACCAGUGUUAGUGUUAAUGUAUCGAAGACACUUUUAUCAGAAUGUCGAAUCGGAGACACAAUUGUUAAGUCCUUGAACAAAUACUCCAAAAAUAAGUCUAUUUCCAACCAAAAACCUUUGCAAACAAUUGCAUCGCACAAUGUACAUGAAAAUAUCUCAAUUGUUGCUUUGAUGGCUACACCGAAGGAGUUGCUUUCCCAAUUUCUUAUCCUAAUAGCUUAUUUGUUACCGAUAUCAUACUCCCCCGAAGAUACGCCGUUCUUGAAGAAUGAUUACGAGGAAUUCAGGGAAAAAGAAAUCGUUAAUCAGAAUAGACAGGAACUCUGUGAAGAAAUUGCUGAUUCAUAUUGGAGUUUUGUUACUGAUAUUUGGCCAUUAUUAAUCAAUAGUUUCCUGGCCACUAUGGACUUUGAUAUGCGUAAAAAGGUAUUCAUCUCAAUUUUUAGGAUCGUUUCCUUUAAUCCAGAUACCAAGUUUUCGAAGAUAGAAGGUGUUAGUCUCAUUACUGGAUUAUUGGCUUCCGUUGCAAAUCAGAGCAAGGCAGUAAUUACCAAAGAUUUUCCAUUGCGAAAUGAGAAUUUUGAAAAGGAAAUAGACGACGAUAUUGAUAUGUUGAAUACUGAGGAAGGUGAUCAAAAUGAAUUAGGAAAAGAAGUUUCUGGCUUAAAUCGUUUCGGACACGAUUUAACUAACAAGCCAAGAAGCGAGAGUCAGUUUGUUCCAAAUCAUGAGCACAGUCUGGAGGGUGAAGCUGCAAGCGAGACGGAAGGGCGGGCAUCAACUUAUAGGAGUUUAGUGAAACCACAACUCACGACCAAACUGCAAGGAUUUAUUUUACUUUUAAGCGCGUUGCUGGUUGCAAGGAAUUUGAUUCAGGCAGACCCGACUCUCUUCAUUCAAGACUUCGAAAAAGAGGGGUUCAUCAAUGAUACGUUGGUGAUGUUAAAUUGCCUUGACGGUGAAAUUUCACUAGAGGGUCAGAAUCAUAGACGUGAAAGCCUUCCAAAAAUUUCAGCCAGCUAUACUAAUAAAUAUGUCGAUCCUGAGUUAACUGAUGAAUAUGCGUUUCAACUCACUGAGAACAAGAUACUAUGGGAUGUCGCGAAAUCAGCUAAAGAGGUAAAAUAUCUUUAUGAUUCUUCCAAAGCAUUGGGUCAAUCAACUGAGACGUCAGAGCAUAUGAGGAUCUUGACUGAAAUUAACGAGACAUUAUUGGACAACGAUAGGUUAAGAACGAUGAGUUUCGAUCAAUGGUUCAUGUUAUGGAAUAAACUCCGCAAAGUAAUAAGUGAGACAACGAAUGGUAUUCAACUUUCAAGUUUUGAGCUUCUGUCGUCCAAAAUUAUAGAAACCCUUUCUUUUAUUUUUGCUUCAGAAAAUCACAAUUAUGGAUUCGAAUUUGGUGAUUGUUACAAGGCAUUCAUUUCAGUCUUUUUUAUUGAGAAUGAAAAGACAUCUUCGGUUCUGUUCCUAAUAAAAAAAUUGCAAGAGGCACUUACAAGAUCAGAGUCCUUCGAGAUAAUUUCCUCAGGAGGUAGUGGGAGUAGUACAGGAUUAGAGGAUUCCUCAAAAUUUGGUCACGUACAAACUGCCAUUAUGGCGAAGCAAGUGAAAUUAAAACUUGUUGCCGAGGAAGAGAUUCUGAGCAGCGUACCCAAGAACUUACAGGAUAUGGUAUUAUCCGUGCACGCGAUAGCAACAUUUAAAUCUGUGGAUACUUUUCUCAAGCAAAGAUUGAGAUUUUUCGAAGAUAUUCAAGGAUUGGCUGAAGGUGAUAGGUCAACGGACGAUGACACAGAGGAGAGUGGAAAACCCGGAGGUGGAAUCGAGUUUUCAAUAAAUGGGGAAGUUAUACCAAACGAAACUACAAUUUAUGGUGCAGUAUACAGAUCAAUGCAGAGCAAGAUCGAUGAAAUCAUUGAUCCAAACAAAAUCUGGUCAGCAGUGCAUAGUAUUACAUUUCGAAAAGUAAGCUCAAUACUGUCUUCUGAAAGUAAAUUUACCAAUAAUAAUUUGAAUUCCGUUGAAAGUGAGUUUGAUAUCUACGAUCAUACCACUCUUAGUAUUCUUAAACUUUUGAAGGUGCUAUUCGAGAUGAAUAAUUUUGUCAAGCAUAACAUAUCCAAUGGUAAUCUGGUUGAGGAUAGCAAUUUUAUGAAUUGGAAGAUGACUGUCAAACUAAACAGACAGCUUGAAGAACCUUUAGUGGUUGCAAGUGGUACUUUGCCAGGUUGGUGUAUACAUACUACCAAGAACUUUCCAUUCAUAUUUCCAUUAGAGACAAGGAUGUUUUUUUUACAAUCCACAUCAUUUGGAUACUCCCGCCUCAUACAUCAUUGGCAAAUCAGAACAAAUCAAGCAAGCGAAGACAAUGGGAACUCCAGUAAUGGCCAAAGACCACAACUAGGAAGACCUACGAGGCAUAAAGUCAGGUUGUCCAGAAAGAUGAUUUUGCAAAGCGCAGUGAAAGUUCUAGGACUAUAUGGUUCUACUCCUGGCAUAUUAGAAAUUGAAUACUUUGAUGAAGUUGGUUCUGGUUUAGGACCCACUUUGGAGUUUUAUUCUACUGUAUCCAAGGAGUUUGUUCGAAAAAAGUUGAAAUUGUGGAGAGACGAUGAUUUGGGAAAUAUGGAUGAGGAGGCUUUUAUUUGGAAUGAACAUGGGCUCUUCCCAGCACCUCUCGACAAGCAUCAAGUCAACAGCGAAAAUGGGAGAAAAGUGUUGUACUUUUUUUCUUCGUUGGGUAAAUUUAUAGCCAGAGCAUUGUUGGAUUCUCGGAUUAUUGACUUUAAUUUCAGCACUGUGUUUUUAAAGUUGGUUCAGUACUUCAAUUAUAAUGAGAAACCAGGAAACAGGGAUCUUAAAAAGUUGGCAAACAUCCCUAGUCUUAAACUUGUUGAUCCAAAAUUGGCUAGUUCUAUUGAGCAUUUACUAAAAUACUUGAAACAAUACCCGAGAUUUGGGGCGGUUGAGAGAGAUUCGAUUGAGAUUGAAGGAGCAACUUUGAAAGAUCUAUCCAUUUUCUUCGAAUUACCUGGAUAUCCAGAAUAUGAACUCAUACCUAAUGGUAGUGAAAUUCAAGUUGAUGCAGCAAAUCUCGAAAAUUACAUCAAUAAAGUCUUAGAAGCAACAUUAUAUACUGGCAUUGUCCAACAAACUAAGGCAUUUAUGGAUGGGUUUUCGAAAGUGUUUCCUAUAUCUUCUCUUGUACUUUUUUCGCCUCAAGAAUUGGUUGAAUUAUUUGGGAAUGCAGAGGAAGAUUGGUCUCUUGAUACAUUGACAUCAGCUAUAAAUGCUAAUCAUGGAUUUACAAAGGACUCUGAUGCUAUCAAAUCCUUGAUCAAUAUUUUAGUUAGUUUCACAAAUGAGGAGAAAAGGCUAUUUUUACAAUUUCUUACAGGAGCACCAAAGUUGCCAAUUGGAGGCUUUAAGGCAUUGCGUCCUGAACUUACUGUGGUAAGAAAGAGAGCUGAAGAUAACCUACAGGAUGAUGACUACUUACCUAGUGUCAUGACAUGUGCGAAUUAUCUUAAGUUACCAAAUUAUUCAUCUGAAGAUAUAAUGAGAGAAAAGUUGAUUCAAGCCAUUCAUGAAGGAGCAGGCGCAUUUCUACUCUCAUAG